Messenger RNA from Pichia membranifaciens NRRL Y-2026, 746 nucleotides. RefSeq lists its product as hypothetical. The transcript has a single exon. The record is from RefSeq and is a predicted model, not a curated record. Bases 184 to 612 code for a protein of 142 amino acids. Lineage: Eukaryota; Fungi; Ascomycota; Pichiomycetes; Pichiales; Pichiaceae.
AACUCCAAUUGGCUUGCGCUUAUCCGGAGGGCAUUAGGCCCGCUGAAGGGCGCCAACUGAAGGGCAUCUCGUUGGUGUCUGCCGGCCCCUCUGCCAGUGUGUCGGGCAUGGCUGCGGCAGUGGUUGCCGUUGCGGGUGCUAGGCUAUCGUUGGCAGAGCCCGGGUCCCUUAUCUGAGAGAGGUAUGCCCCCGGGGCUUGAGCAGAGGAGAAAGGGCACGCACAGGGAGGGCAAUAGGCAUUCGCCGGCGGGCAGGCGGCGAAGCCCUGUCAAGCGGGCGCAGGCAGCAGAGUGGACGGCUGGCGCCACAGGUCCCCUCGGACAGGGUGUGCAGGGAUGGCCAGCGGGGGUCACAGGCGGACGCUGUAGGCAGUGGCAGCAUGGCGGGACGCACGCACGCAAAUCCGUUAUCAGUGAGGAAGAGAAUUUUUUUCUCCUUUUUUCUUCGUUUUCGCAGAUUAGAUUGUUAUCCAUGGUUUUCCGGGGCUUUCCACAUGGCUUUUCGUGCAUUGUGGAGCGUAUUGUCUUUAUCGAACUUAUCUGGAUUUCUAUUGCCAGUCGUGGUGCGUCUGCUGCGAUUAGAAAGAGAGAUUGGUCUGCUGAUAAUGCGUAGCAGCACUAAAAAGCAAUUUUCACCUCUGCCCGUCUUGCCUUAUGGAUGUGCUCCCUCUUUGAUGAGCACCGUAUAUCUCGGCUCUGGUGGCGGAGAGAUGCUGCCGAUGCCUGGUGCAGCAUGAAUCUAUAAAU